AGCAAUAGCAAAAGGAUAUAGUAAUUGUUUAAACUACCGCAUAUGAACACGAUGUCUAUGAAAUGGCUCUCGCUUCUGCAGCUGGUACAGCUCACUUGCUACUUUAACUCUGGGAGUUGUGGAAAGGUGCUGGUGUGGCCAGUGGAAUUUAGUCACUGGAUGAAUAUGAAGACAAUUCUGGAUGAACUUGUGACGAGGGGUCAUGAGGUGACCGUACUGGAAUCUUCAGCUUCCACUCUUAUUGAUCCAAACAAACCAUUGGCUAUGAAAUUUGAGACUUUCCCUAUAUCUUUAACUAAAGAUGAUUUUCAGAAUGUUGCCAAGAUUUUGAUUGAGACAUGGAUGCUUGCGGUGAAAGAUUACUUUUGGAUCCAUCUUUCAAGAAUGCAAAGAUUAUUUGAGGAAUUUUCUGAUAUUGGUAUAAAGAUAUGUAGUGAAGUGGUUUCAAACAAGAAGCUUAUGACAAAACUACAGGAAUCAAGGUUUGAUGUCGUUCUUGCAGAUGCUGUUGGACCCUGUGGAGAGCUUCUGGCUGAAGUACUUAAAGUACCAUUAGUGUACAGUCUCUACUUCUCACCUGGCUAUUUGGUUGAAAAGAGGAGUGGAAGACUUUCAUUUCCACCAUCCUAUGUACCUGUUAUGUUGUCUGAAUUAAGUGAUCACAUGACAUUCAUGGAGAGGGUAAAAAAUAUGAUAUAUGUACUUUAUUUUGACUACUGGUUUCAGAUGUACAAUGAGAAGAAGUGGAAUCAGUUUUACAGUGAAGUACUAGGAAGGCCGACUACAUUAGUUGAGUUAAUGGGGAAAGCUGAAAUGUGGCUUAUUCGAAACUACUGGGAUUUUUCAUUUCCUCGCCCACGGCUACCAAAUGUUGAAUUUGUUGGAGGCCUCCACUGCAAACCUGCCAAACCCCUGCCUAAGGAAAUGGAAGAAUUUGCGCAGAGCUCUGGAGAACAUGGUAUUGUGGUGUUUUCAUUGGGAUCAAUGGUCAGUAACAUGUCAGAAGAAAGAGCCAAUGUGAUUGCAUCAGCCCUUGCCCAGAUUCCACAAAAGGUUCUAUGGAGAUAUGAUGGCAAAAAACCAGACACCUUAGGACCCAAUACUCGGCUGUAUAAGUGGAUCCCCCAGAACGACCUUCUUGGCCAUCCAAAAACGAAAGCCUUUAUAACUCAUGGUGGAAGCAAUGGCAUCUACGAGGCCAUCUACCACGGCAUCCCUAUGGUGGGCCUUCCUUUGUUUGCUGAUCAACCUCAUAACGUUGUUCACAUGACGGCCAAGGGAGCAGCUAUCAGAUUGGACUUGGAAACAAUGUCAACAGAAGAUUUGCUCAAUGCAUUGAAGGAAGUCAUUAAUAAUCCUUUCUACAAAGAGAAUGUCAUGAGGUUAUCAGCCAUUCAACAUGAUCAGCCUAUGAAACCCUUGGACCGAGCGAUCUUCUGGAUUGAAUUUGUCAUGCGGCACAGAGGAGCCAAGCACCUGAGGCCCGCCGCCCACGACCUCACCUGGUUCCAGUACCACUCUCUGGACGUGAUCGGAUUCCUGCUGGCCUGUGUGGCAACUGCUGUGUUUGUCAUCACAAAGUGUUGCCUGUUUUGUUGCCGAAAGUGUGCUAGCAUAGGAAAGAAGGGGAAAAGAGACUAGCUGUUUCUGAGAUGUCUAGCAGGUUUGCCACAUGAAUAGAACUCCUCAUAUUUAUUACAGUAAGAUGAAUUAUGAUCAAGUUCGACUCCUCUUGUGACAAAAUGUAAAUUUUACCUUCAAGGGAUUUUCUACCUGACAACAAAUAUGUCUUGCCAAGAAAAAACACGGAUGAAAAAUGAAAUAAACAAUAAAACUAUA
Dama dama (fallow deer) is the source of this 1839-nucleotide messenger RNA. RefSeq names its product UDP-glucuronosyltransferase 2B18-like. The coding region runs from base 43 to 1641 and encodes 532 amino acids. The transcript is spliced from 6 exons. Gene Ontology annotation, molecular function: UDP-glycosyltransferase activity. NCBI's taxonomy places the organism in Eukaryota, Metazoa, Chordata, Mammalia, Artiodactyla, Cervidae. The record is from RefSeq and is a predicted model, not a curated record.